Messenger RNA from Pipistrellus kuhlii (Kuhl's pipistrelle), 3665 nucleotides. It is a transcript of the gene ADRA2A, whose product is annotated as adrenoceptor alpha 2A. The record is from RefSeq and is a predicted model, not a curated record. Gene Ontology annotation, molecular function: alpha2-adrenergic receptor activity. NCBI's taxonomy places the organism in Eukaryota, Metazoa, Chordata, Mammalia, Chiroptera, Vespertilionidae. Bases 781 to 2214 code for a protein of 477 amino acids. The transcript is spliced from 2 exons. Gene Ontology annotation, cellular component: membrane. Gene Ontology annotation, biological process: platelet activation; regulation of smooth muscle contraction; adenylate cyclase-activating adrenergic receptor signaling pathway.
UUCGCACCGGCCGCUCCGGCCGCGCUCAAGCGCCCCAGGACCCCUCUGCCCGGACCGCGGCUCCCGGAGGGUCCACUGCCCACCCGCCCGGGGGCGCCCGAGCACGGGGGGCGCCUUAAUGCGGCCCCCACACCUCUCGCCCGCCGCCGCCGCCGCCGCGGAGCCCCGCGCGCCGCGCCCCGGCCCCGGCCGGGCACCCAACUUAGGAAGGCGCGCGGCGCGCCCCGAGACGGCAGAGUCCGCGCCCGGGCCCCGGCCCUGGCCCCGCCGGCCCCGCCGCGUCUGGGGGCAGCAGGGGAGCCGGUGAUCGCUGCGGGGAUGUGAGGAGCCGGACGUAGGACCCGAAGCCCGCCAUCCGCACCCCCUCGGCUGCCUCCCGGCGUGGGGGCGGCCCCCCGCACACGUGACCAGGCCGGCGGUGAUUUUUUGUUCUCUCUCUCUCUCUCUCUCUCCGUGAAGAAUACAUCUCUUUUCCCAUCGCUCGGCUCGACCUACUCUCCCGCCGCCGCCUAGAAAUAAAAGUUGGCUGCUUGCAGGAGCUGCGAGCCACCAGGCGAUCGCCCACCCCGGGCGGCGCCCGGAGCGCGGACAGGGGGCGCCGUUGGCUGGAGGCAGGGCCCCCCAUGGGCCCCAGCUAGCGGCCCCCCAGCUCCAGCCGGACGUCCCCGCGGCCCCCACCCCAUGUGAGGCGGGAGGAAGAGGAGGACCCCACGGGCUCCGCGAGCCGGAAGGCUGCUGGCACCGGGCCCAGGCGAGCGGAGCGGGCACCUCGCCGCGUCCAUGUUCCGCCAGGAGCAGCCGCUGGCCGAGGGCAGCUCCGGGCCCAUGGGCUCCCUGCAGCCGGACGCCGCCGCCGCCGCCAACGCGAGCUGGAACGGGACCGAGGCGCCCGGGGGCGGCGGCGCCUGGGCCGUCCCGUACUCCCUGCAGGUGACGCUGACGCUCGUGUGCCUGGCCGGGCUGCUCAUGCUGCUCACCGUGUUCGGCAACGUGCUGGUCAUCAUCGCCGUGUUCACCAGCCGCGCGCUCAAGGCGCCCCAGAACCUCUUCCUGGUGUCGCUGGCCUCGGCCGACAUCCUGGUGGCCACGCUCGUCAUCCCCUUCUCGCUGGCCAACGAGGUCAUGGGCUACUGGUACUUCGGCAAGGCGUGGUGCGAGAUCUACCUGGCGCUCGACGUGCUCUUCUGCACCUCGUCCAUCGUGCACCUGUGCGCCAUCAGCCUGGACCGCUACUGGUCCAUCACGCAGGCCAUCGAGUACAACCUGAAGCGCACGCCGCGCCGCAUCAAGGCCAUCAUUGUCACCGUGUGGGUCAUUUCGGCCGUCAUCUCCUUCCCGCCGCUCAUCUCCAUCGAGAAGAAGGGCGGCGGCGGGCAGCAGCGGGACGAGCCGCGCUGCGAGAUCAACGACCAGAAGUGGUACGUCAUCGCGUCCUGCAUCGGCUCCUUCUUCGCGCCCUGCCUCAUCAUGAUCCUGGUCUACGUGCGCAUCUACCAGAUCGCCAAGCGCCGCACCCGCGUGCCGCCCAGCCGCCGCGGCCCCGCGGACAGCGCGCCGCCGCCGCCGGGGGGCGCCGCCGAGCGCAGGCCCAACGGCCUGGGCCCCGAGCGCCGCCUGGGCCCCGGGGGCGCCGACGCCGAGGCCGAGACGCUGCCCGCCCAGCUCAACGGCGCCCCCCCGGGGGAGCCCACGCCCGCGGCGGCCGCCGGGCCCCGCGACACCGACGUGCUGGACCUGGAGGAGAGCUCGUCGUCCGAGCACGGGGAGCGGCCCCGGGGCUCCCGCCGGUCCGAUCGCGGCGGCCGCGCCAAGGGCCAGGCGGCCCGGGGGAGCCCGGCGCGGCCCGGGGACAGCCUGCCGCGGCGCGGGCCGGGCGCGGGGCCCGGGGCGCCGGGGAGCGGCCCCGAGGAGGAGCGGGGAAGCGGGGGCGCCAAAGCGUCGCGCUGGCGCGGGCGGCAGAACCGCGAGAAGCGCUUCACGUUCGUGCUGGCCGUGGUCAUCGGCGUGUUCGUGGUGUGCUGGUUCCCCUUCUUCUUCACCUACACGCUCACGGCCGUCGGCUGCGCCGUGCCGCGCACGCUCUUCAAGUUCUUCUUCUGGUUCGGCUACUGCAACAGCUCGCUCAACCCCGUCAUCUACACCAUCUUCAACCACGACUUCCGCCGCGCCUUCAAGAAGAUCCUCUGCCGCGGGGACAGGAAGCGGAUCGUGUGAGCGAGGGGUCCGCCCCCGACGACCCCCCGAUUCCCCAGCAAAGGACGCGCGCGGACCCCGGGCGGCGGGUCCAGGGGCGCGGGUCCACCCAGCCCGCCGGCUCCGCGCGCCCCAGCCUGGGGCUGCUCUGCGGCCUCCUUGGGACACCUGCUCUUCCCCACCGAGGAAGAAGACUGGCUGGGAGGGCCACACGCCUACCCUCCCCUUACAUCCUCCCACCCCCAUUUUGUUAGGGCCGCUCCGGACUCUUCCAGGAGCGAUCUUCCAGGGCCCUGGGGCCGCCCCUAAUCAGUAUUGUUUCCUGAAGGCAUUUUCACCUCCCCGGAGCCCAGACAGAGCAAUUCAGAGCCAUCACUGAAGCCCAGAGGACAUGGCUCUCCAAGGGUUAACGACAGGGGUUACCUGGCCUUGGCCCCUUGCUCUCCCCUCCCCCUUCCCCCAUCUCUAUUUUUAAACACAACUCAGGGCAGCCCAGCCCGCCCUCCCAUCCCCAUCCUCCCCUGUAAAUAGACACUAUUUUUGAUAGGACCUGCGGGGCAGGGCGGGGGUCCCAAUGUCGCUUGGCUUUUGUCUUUGGAAUCCUGGCUGUGGGAGAUGCCCUCGAGGCAGACACGUUGUGUCUGGGGCAGGGCAAGCCUCUGGGCAAAUGCAAGCCCUUUUCCAGUGCCAUGACUGACUUCCCUCCGUGUCCUUUUCCACCAGCAACUGGUGACUGUCCCUUGGGGCCUGGCCCUGCUCUGAGAUGCCCCGAGGGGGAAAAGAUUUGUCCAUUUUCUUUCCUGUGCCUCACAGCAUAAUUGCCUUUUCCUAUGUAAAUAGUGCCAUGAUGGACCAAGACAGAAGCAACGAGCCUUUCUGGCUUGCAUCAGCCCCGUGUACAAAGCCAUCACCCCCUCCAUGCACCUUUUAACUCACUUUGAAACCUCCUUCGGAUGUCCCCCCCCCCCCCCUCCUUUUCUCCGGGGCCACUGCUUGAAGAAUAUGUAUGUUUCUAUUCUGUGUGUACGUGUGCGCCUCCCUGUCUCCCAGAGUGCUGACUGUGGGGAAAUCAUCGAGCUGCUGUUUUUAGACACAGAGAAGUGUAAAUUAUGUGGAAGAGGCAAACCUGAUACAAUUUGCCCAAGGUAAACAGCUCGAAAAGACAGAUGGGCCUGCCAAACUGUACAGUUCCUGCCCCAAGAGCUCUGAGGUAUCAAAGUGUUGUCCUUCCCCCCAACCUCUGUGUUUCUGGUUGAGAUCCUGUCACUGAUGAAUUCCCAAAGUCAACGGAGGAGGGCGGAGACCUCGUGUUUACAGGAGUUUCUACACGUUUCGGACAGAGACUCUUCAAGGCUUGCACUCUCACUUUACUAAAGAAAAAAUUAAUGUCAGCACAUGUUGCUAAUGACAGUGGAUUUUUUUAAAUAAAAAAGUUUACAGAUCAAAUGUGAAAUAAACAUGAAUUAAAUGCU